CUCCGCACGUUGUUGCUUGUGGUGAGACUGAGGACCCACGCGCGGGUGUUUGAAGGAGGAGUCUGGGGACUGCAGACCCGGUGGAGAGGAGCGAGGGGGUAUGGUGAUAUUUGAGGACGUGUCUGUGAACUUCACCUGGGAGGAGUGGCGGGACCUCAGUGAUGCUCAGAGGACCCUGUUCUGCGAUGUGAUGCUGGAGACCUGCAGCCACCUGUUGUCAGUAGGGCAUGGUGUUAAGGAUCCUGAGGCGAGCAUCAGCUUGGAGCCGGGAGCACAGCCAGGGACUGCGGAAGAACCCCCCAGGCAGGACCUCUCAGAUGUCCAUCCUGUGGAUUGCCGGACCAAGGCCAGCUCCCCAAACAACGCCAGACAUUUAUGGCAAGUUCAUACUGCCGACAGCAUAAUACCCACCAACGACGGAACAGAUGACAUAGGGAAUAAAAGUAAUUUGGACGCAGUUUGUAGUUUGAGCCAUAGUGUCAAAAACGGAAUCAUUUCAGCAGUGAUGCCUGAGGUCUCUGCUAUCCUUCAAAACAUGUUCCCCCCUGAUGAGCCUCAUGAAGAGCAUCCUGGAAGGGCAGAGGAGACCUGUCAUAGAAUAAGGGAAUCUAUCAGGUCUUCUAAACACCUCAGUGAGGAGGUGACUCAGAAUUUCCCACAGCCUUUUGAAGUUUGUGAGCAAGAGAAUGCCUUGAACAAGGAAACAAUAUUUCCACAGAGAGGAGCGCUUACAGAAGGGACUGCCUGUAAACACGAGGCGUGUUGGGACACCUGUGGCGGGCGUCCUUUCGUCAUCCAAGGUAGAACCCAAGGAGGACAGACUCCCCGUCUAUGUAAAGAAAGAGGGGAGCCUGUUAAUGCGAAACCAGGACAUUUGCGCCGUCACUGGUAUGUUGAAGGUGAGCAGCAGACAGGUUGUGAAAGGGGGCCCCCUCUCAGCCACACACUUCACACCCAUCAGCAGGAGAGUGCUCAGUUAGGACAGACUCCUCAGGAGUGUAAUAGGCACGGUGACACGUGCUGUACAAGCUCUGUUCUUCCUGAACAUCGGAAAAUGCAAGCAGAUGAUGGACCUUUUAAAUGUGCAGAAACCCCUGAGCCUUCCUUCCAGAGUCAAUAUCAGGGAACCCGUACUACAAAGAAACUGUUUGGCUCUAAACACUGUGUGAAAACUUUCUCAGGGAAGACUGCCGUCACUGCACAUCCGCAAUCUCAAAUGGGAGUGAAGCAUUAUAAAUGUAAGCAAAUUAAGAAAACUUUCUCAGAGAAGUCAGCUGUUAGUGUUCCUCAGAGAAGGGAUCCAAAGGAGAAACGCUUUGAAUGUUUAGAGUGUAGGAAAACUUUCUCCUGUAAACCAGCCCUCAGUAAACAUCAGAAGACUCACACAGGAGAGAAACCAGAUGAAUGUCAACGUUGUAGAAAGUCUUUGUACCACAAGCCUGACCUUGGUAACCAUGAGAAGGCCGAUGCAGGAAAGAAAGCCUAUGAAUAUGAAAUGUAUUCAAAAACUUUUCCCAGAAAAUCAGCCCUCACUUACCGUCACCAGUCAAACUUGACAGAGAAACCAUAUGAAUAUCAAGGCUGUACCAAAAUGUCUUCUUGGAAGCUAUCCAAUAUUGUACAUCAGAGAAAUCACACUGAAGGGAAAUGUCACACUGGAUCGAAGCCCUAUGAGUGUCAAGAGUGUGGGAAAAGUUUUUCCAGUAAGUCCUACCUCACUGGACAUAGGAGAACUCAUACUGGAGAGAAGCCUUAUGAGUGUCAGGAGUGUGGGAAAACUUAUUCCUUUAAGUCAAGCCUCAAAAAACACCAGAAACGUCAUACUGGAGAGAAGCCCUAUGAAUGUCAAGAGUGUGGGACGGCUUUCCAUGGUAAGUCAGGCCUUCAUAGUCACAAGAAAACUCACAGAGAAGUGAAGCCCUAUGAAUGUCAGGAGAGUGGGAAAACGUUUUCCGGUAAGUCAGACUUAACUACACAUCAGAGAACUCACACUGGAGAGAAGCCCUGUGAAUGUCAGGAGUGUGGGAAA
Molecule: messenger RNA, 2029 nt
Organism: Condylura cristata (star-nosed mole)
Lineage: Eukaryota; Metazoa; Chordata; Mammalia; Eulipotyphla; Talpidae
Product: zinc finger protein 33B-like
Exons: 4
Biological process (GO): negative regulation of transcription by RNA polymerase II
Molecular function (GO): DNA-binding transcription repressor activity, RNA polymerase II-specific
Source: RefSeq, a predicted model, not a curated record